Mixia osmundae IAM 14324 is the source of this 1220-nucleotide messenger RNA. RefSeq lists its product as uncharacterized. The transcript is spliced from 4 exons. Bases 1 to 1002 code for a protein of 333 amino acids. The record is from RefSeq and is a predicted model, not a curated record. Lineage: Eukaryota; Fungi; Basidiomycota; Mixiomycetes; Mixiales; Mixiaceae.
AUGGCAACAGUGACGGACGACGCGCCUGGCUGGCCGGCGUUCUUGGCGCGCAGCACUUCCUUUGAACGACUCCGCUGGUCGGCGCUCGCUACACGCAACUCACACUGCAAUCGACGCAUUCACGCAUUCACGCCUACGCAUCAAACGGAACGCACGACAAUGAAGGCCAUCGUCUUGAGCCUUGCCAUCCUCCUCACCUUGGCUAGCUUCGUCUCUGCGGGAGGAGCCUGCUGUGCGGGUGACACCACUUGCUCCGGCUGCUGGAUGUGCACGGGAUCCACCCUUCGCGAACUAUGGGAUGCUGCCACGCCGCUGCCUUCAGCUUGCUCGAGUCAGACGGGCACAAAGGCCCAGGCGACUUGCUACUGCGCAGCUUACGCAAAAGUAGCCAAGGCCUGGGCAGGCGGCGUGUGCUGCACCGAAUUUGCGCCCACCUUUGCUGCUGCGAGCAAUCUCUGCAACCUUGCCACCUACCCUGAAGCGCAGAUCUCAGCGGCAGCACUCGCAAAGGCUGUCGCCGACGCAAACACCGUCGUCUACGACAUCUGGCACAAUGACUCUGGCACCGACGUGCCAAAGCUGUCCAUCACCAUUUCUGCAUAUACUGGCGGUGCAGUCGAGACAGCAGCGGCCUCAGCUGUCAGCUCCGUCGCGUCAGCGGUCGAGUCAGGUCUCGUCGGUAAGGCGGUUAAGAAGAGCAAGAAGCACAAGAAGCACAAGAAGACACACAAGAAGCACAAGAAGCACAGCAAGAAACACAAGCAUUGCCGUCGCUCUGUGUCCGAGGACAAUCCUCCACCGACGCGGACGACCGACGUCGCAUUCCCGGAAGUCAGUAUACUGGAAGAUGAGCCUAUCGACUUCUUAGGCCGCCGAGGUCAAGCCGUUAGCGGGCCUGUGCCUGCAAGCGCACUCCGGCUUCAGAAGAGGUACAAUUGUGGCAUCGACUUUCAAGGUGUCGCUUAUCCCAGCACGACGCCUUCGUGGCUCGCUGCCGCAUAAAGUUAUUUGCGAUCCCAGGAAUGCAUUUCUCGUCCGAGCUAGCGAUGGAUCUGCAGCUCACUGACUAUGGACCGGUAACCACCUGCAAUCCCCAUCCUGGCCCCCUCUUGACUGCUGAGAGACCCUGCAGCCUUCGAUGACCUCGCAUUGUCCGAUGGUACUAUCGAGACCGAACACACGUGCGCAAAAAGGGGAGACCUUCUUGACUGGCCCUGCAU